AUCCAACACAAUGCUCAAACGGUGGCUGAUAGCCAUGGCGGCCCGUGUCGGUAUCAUCGUGUUGGUCAUCUGCUGCUGUCUGUCGCUGUUCUACCUCCUGGCCUGUAAGCCGGCAGCUCGCCGCAGCCAGCAGUCUCUGCUGUGGUCUGGAGGGGCCACCACCAAGGAGGGAUACAUGGCCUUACUACAGGAGAGAGAGGACUCUCACCGACAUUACAUUAACAGCCUGACGAAGCAGAUAGCCCAGCUGAAGGAGGCUCUGCAGGAGAGGACGCAGCAGCUUCAGGACUCUUUGGAAAAGGCAAAGGCAAAAGGGAUUCUGCCUCUGGGUCUGGAGAGCCUGCACAAAACCCCAACACAAUCUGACCUUAAGGAGUUCUUCCGAUCCCAGCUGAACCAAGCUGAGGUGAACUCCGGGGUGCAGCUGCCCAGCGAAUAUGCAGUGAUUCCUUUUGACACCUUCACUCUGCGUAGGGUGUACCAGCUGGAGACCGGGCUGACCAAGCACCCUGAGGAGAGGCCAGUGAGGAAGGACCGCAGAGACGAGCUGAUCACCACCCUGGAGACGGCUCUGCAUGUCCUCAACGGACCUGAGCAACGCAGCGACACCACCAGGAGAAAGCACAUAUACUCGCCAUCAGACUUCAUAGAGGGGUUGACUCGCACAGAAAGGGACAGAGGGACCGUAUACGACUUGAUAUUUAAAGGGGAAAGCCCACAGGACUUCACACAGCUGGUGUUCUUCCGGCCCUUCGGCCCCGUGAUGAAGGUGAAGAGCGAGAGUGUGGACACGCGCACCAUGCUCAUCAACAUCAUCGUGCCUCUGUCCAGGAGGGCGGACGCAUUCAGGAACUUCAUCCGUAACUUCAGGGAAGUUUGCAUCCAGCAGGACGGCAGGGUCCAUCUCACUGUGGUCUACUUUGGUCGUGAUCAGAUAGAGCAGGUGAAAGCCAUGAUGGACCAGACCACGCGGGAGACUCGGUUCAGGGGCUUCACUCUGAUCCAGCUGAAUGAGGACUUCUCUCGUGGGCGGGGCUUGGACGUUGGCGCCCGGGCGUGGAGGCGGAGCCAGAAUGUGCUGCUCUUCUUCUGUGAUGUUGACAUCCACUUUACUUCUGACUUCCUCACAUCCUGCCGCCUCAAGGCAGAGCCCGGUAAGAAAGUGUACUACCCAGUGCUCUUCAGCCUGUACAACCCAUCUCUCAUCUACAUUAACCAGACACAUCUUCCCCCUGUUCAGCAGCAACUGGUGAUAAAGAAGGAAACUGGUUUCUGGAGAGACUUUGGGUUUGGUAUGACCUGCCAAUACAGGUCUGACUACAUCAACAUAGGUGGUUUUGACCGCAGUAUCAAAGGCUGGGGACUGGAGGACGUGCACCUGUACAGGAAGUACCUUCACAGUAAACUGAUGGUGAUCCGCUCUCCGUCUCGAGGCCUUUUCCACCUGUGGCAUGAGAAGCACUGCGCAGACGAGCUACCUCUGGACAAGUACAAGAUGUGUAUGCAGACUAAAGCCAUGAGUGAGGCCUCACAUGGCCACCUGGGAGAGCUGUUCUUCAAACAAGAGAUCGAGGCCCAUUUCAACUCCCAGAGGCAGAGAAACUGAAGUGACUAAUGAGGAUUUGCAUAAUCUCAUAUUUGCUUAUAUUAACUUAUGCCCUAGAACAUCCUAGAAAAUGUCAGACACUGUAACAAGAAGCCAAACGGUGACUUAUUCUAAGACAAUCAGGCCGUUUCUUA
Messenger RNA from Myripristis murdjan (pinecone soldierfish), 1740 nucleotides. RefSeq names its product chondroitin sulfate N-acetylgalactosaminyltransferase 1-like. The record is from RefSeq and is a predicted model, not a curated record. Gene Ontology annotation, cellular component: Golgi cisterna membrane. Gene Ontology annotation, molecular function: glucuronosyl-N-acetylgalactosaminyl-proteoglycan 4-beta-N-acetylgalactosaminyltransferase activity. NCBI's taxonomy places the organism in Eukaryota, Metazoa, Chordata, Actinopteri, Holocentriformes, Holocentridae. The transcript has 9 exons. Bases 11 to 1606 code for a protein of 531 amino acids.